Messenger RNA from Paraglomus occultum, 549 nucleotides. Lineage: Eukaryota; Fungi; Glomeromycota; Glomeromycetes; Paraglomerales; Paraglomeraceae. The record is from the annotation of a GenBank genome assembly.
AUGCAAAAACAUCAAAGUGCAAGUAUAUCGGAUACCUCUAACCAUGCCGAAACAUGCAAUGAAAACGAAAAGCCCGGUAAGGCUUCAGUUACGCCAAGAAACCGCCACACUAUAAACGAUCCCAACCUCACGCCAUAUAACCCUCCUCGACCCGUUGCACCAUUCGCUCCGAGAUCUCGGUUCGUCGAAGAUGAUUUUCCCACAUCCGAUGAAGAAAUCGAAGCAUUGCUCGAAAGCGGGGAACUGCAGGCUUACUUAUACUAUCAAGACGGUUCUCCUACACCCUAUCACCCGUUAAAUAUAAUACAAGCCAAGAAGGCAAAAUCCAAGAAACGAGAUAGAAGGCCGCCAAACGGUGAUCGAGAGCAUGGUGCCUCCAAAAAUAAGAGUACUUUUAAUUUUGUGUUUGAUCCAGGCUGCUUAAAUGAUACAACGGGCUUGUGGAGCGUGGGUGAGAAGAACGGAAUUAAGAAUGGACUUGAGAAGAGUGAGAAAGGUCAUGUUGGAGAAAUAGAUACUAAGAAGAACGAAUGUAAAAGCACAAAUUAG